GUGGUGAGUUUACCUAAGAGGCUCAGAGUUGCUUCAAGCAUGGCGUCCAAGUGCAGCCUCUCUUCCUUGUUUCCUAUCCAAAGGGAGCUGGACUGCGCCUUAGACGAGGCUGCGACAGAACAUGAGAAACAAAACCUUGUCAAAGAGUAUUUGAAAAAACUAGACGAAAGAGAGGAUCUGAAGAUACCCGAUUUCCAGACAGGCUUGGAAUGGCUGAACACGGAGGGGCCGCUGUCUUUGAACAAGGAUCUGUCUGGUAAAGUGGUGCUGCUGGACUUCUUCACCUACUGCUGCAUCAACUGCAUGCACAUCCUGCCUGACCUGCACCACCUAGAGAAGAAGCACUCUGCCAAAGAUGGAUUGGUUGUUGUUGGUGUGCACUCAGCUAAAUUCCCCAAUGAAAAGGUCCUGGACAACGUUCGCAGCGCCGUGCUCCGCUACGACAUCUGCCACCCAGUGGUGAACGACAGCGAGGCUCACCUCUGGCAUGAGCUGGAGGUGUCCUGCUGGCCCACGCUGGUCCUACUGGGCCCGCGUGGCAACCUGCUCUUCUCCCUGGUGGGCGAAGGCCACCGCGACAGGCUGAUGCUUUUUACUGACGGCGCCCUCCGUCACUACGGGGAACAGGGUCUUCUGAAGACUCACACAGUGGGGAUCAAGCUGUACCGAGACUCACUGCCACCCAGUGUCCUGUCUUUCCCUGGGAAGGUGGCCGUGGACAGCAGCAAGAAAAGACUGGCCAUAGCAGACACUGGGCAUCACCGAAUUCUGGUGGUGUCAUUAACUGGACAGCUGUUACAUGUCAUAGGCGGGCCAAAAAGUGGAAAACAAGAUGGCGACUUGUCUGUAGCUUCCUUUAACUCCCCUCAAGGUGUGGCCAUUAAAGGAGACACUGUCUACGUGGCCGACACAGAAAACCACCUGAUACGUAAGAUUGACCUGUUUGAGGGAAGAGUCAGCACUCUGGCUGGAGUCGGAGCUCAAGGCACAGACAAAGAGGGUGGUGCAAUGGGACCUCAGCAGCCAAUCAGCUCUCCUUGGGAUGUGACUCUUGGCUCUGCUGGUGGUGCUGAAGGUAACGUGCUGUGGAUAGCCAUGGCAGGGACCCACCAGAUCUGGGCUCUGUUCCUAGCAGAUGGGAAACUGCCCAAAGGAAGCGAGUCCAAAGCAGGAACGUGCGUGCGAUGGGCAGGCAGCGGCAACGAGGAGAACCGAAACAACUCCUACCCCCACAAGGCUGGCUUUGCCCAGCCUUCAGGUCUGGCUUUGGCCCCAGAGGAGCCCUGGGGCUGCCUGUAUGUGGCAGAUAGCGAAAGCAGCACCAUCCGCACGCUCGCACUGAAGGACGGAGCCGUCAAGUUGUUGGUCGGAGGAGAGAGGGACCCGCUGAACCUUUUUGCUUUUGGGGAUGUUGACGGAAAAGGAGUGGAUUCCAAGUUGCAGCAUCCUCUCGGUGUUGCCUGGGCUCCUAAACAAAGCCUGCUCUAUGUGGCCGACUCCUACAACCACAAGAUCAAGGUGGUGGAUCCAAAGGUAAAGCAGUGUAGCACAUUAGCAGGGACUGGAGAGGCUGGAGAUACUCUGGGCCCUGAAUUUAACAAAUCAUGCUUCAAUGAACCUGGAGGAAUCUGUGUUGGCGACAGCGGCAAGCUUCUCUACGUGGCGGAUACCAACAACCACCAAGUCAAAGUCCUGGACCUGUCCUCCAAGACUGUUUCACUGUUCCCGAUUUCCAUGGACUGCACAGAUUCUGUACCUUCAAAGCCUUCUGGUCCUACCAAAGCCCCCACGCUCCCUAAAUCAGCUGCCAAGAAAGAAUUGCCACCAGUGGCAGUGUCAGCAGGCCAGACUCUCGUCCUGUCGCUCACCCUGACCCUUCCAGAAGGAGCCAAACUCACCGAAGAGGCCCCCAGCUGCUGGGCCCUCUCCGCUGAGGGUAUCGAAUGGCUGCUAGAAAGUCAGGUGGUUACUGGUGACAUUGUGGAUUUGUCGAAGCCCCUCUCCAUCUCAACCAAAAUUCCAGCUGUUAUAAAGGACCUUAACAGCAAUCCAAGCCUCACUUUGGGUGUAUGGUUGUACUACUGUAUGGAAACAGGUAAAGCUUGUAUGAUGAAAGCAGCCUCCUUCACCCAGCCUCUUCAAAUAAGUGCCAAUCAUGGAGAGGAAGAAAUCACUGUGGCGUUGUCCCAUGCCCUAUAAAACCUCUUGCCUCUUUGUCAUAAUAUUCACAAAAUCAACACUUUCUGUGAUGUUUAAACUUCAUUAUUCUUUUUCAGCUCAGCUAACCCCAGCUCCUGUUUUAUUCAUAGUUUUGGGAGAAGAGAACACAGAUUUUCUCCGACUGUCACUUUUAACAAAAAUGCAAAUCAUACAUAUCAGAUUUUUAGGUGAAUUUCAUUUUAAACUACUCAGAAGCCUUUUCUACAAAACAUAAUGCAUCAGUGCUGUAAUGCCCUUUAUUGUGAGUGCCAGUUAUUGAUAGGAAUGCAAAUAGUUGUGUCCUCAGGCAUUAAAAAAAGGCUGUACAGCAAACACAACUGCAGCCUAAAAAUUAAUAUCUAUAUGAUGGUAUAAUAAUGCAACAAAUUCCUACAUAGACGGGCUGUACUGACUACCUGUAAGAAACCUGUCCACUUUAGUAAUGGGGAUAAUGUUUCAUCUCAAAAUGACCUUAUUUAUGAAACACUGGACUGAAUGAAUGCAGAAAAUAAAAUACAUUCUGUGGAUUCAAUAAGAAACUAAUUAAACUGAUGUAACAGGCAGGUGUUUGAUGGUGUCAGAGGGGUCCAGACAAAUAAACAGAUUAUCUAUCAUUUAAUGAUGUUGUGGAGGAUUAAAAAAUGCUUUUAAAUACUGAAACCUCUUUUAAUUUAAUUUUCACCUGAAUCACCAGAUGGAUGUGAAUUUCAAAGAAUAGACAGUUUACAUUAAGUUUCUCCAUAAACCUCCAAUUAGUAAUUAUUAUUAUUAUUAAAUUAGUUCUGCUAAUUACGCUGUAGGGUUUUUCAAAAAGAGAUGUUUAAAGGAGCCGAUAUCUGAUUCAGACUCGGAGGAAGAGGUUUUAUUCUGCUUUUGCUGCCGUAAGCAUAACUUUUGAAUGCUAAUAUUGAGUUAUAAAGAAGAAUAAAAGGACAGAAAUGAAACUUGCGUCUUGAAAAGGUUGACGAGAAGUUAUCUAUGCAGAGACUGAGAUUUUUAUCAUCAUUAAUAUAUGAGAAACUCCAACGUAUUAAAUCACAUCUUCACUUUUUACUUUUUUGAAUAAUAAUAAUAUAUUUCCAUGUGUGGUUUCUUUAGUUUACAAUUAAUCAGGUUUGAUGGUUCUUUCAGGAGCACUAAUCCAGUUUUCCUAAAUGUGUUUACACACGUCACCACACAGACUGAGCAUUCUUAAGUUGUUAACAAGGUUCACACUCAUAGCUUAAAGCGUUGUUCUGUGUCUCCGCUCCCUGUAUGACUGAUUAUACUUUUGAUUAUGAUUAUUCACAACACAAGGAGCUCUUUUGAUUUAGACCACCAAAUAUUGCUGUUAUCUAAGUAAUGAAUAAAGUGCCUGUUUUCUAUAAGGGGAGGCAACCACUUUGUGAACAGAUGACACCAAGUGACUGCUGUGCACUCUAUUUUACUAGGAAAAGUCUUAUUAAAAUCCUUAACAAGCAUUUAUACGCUCUUCCACAAAGGGAAGAUAACAUGAAAAUGCUCUAAUAAUGUGUUACCAUAAUACGCUGUGUUGUUGUUGUGUAGCACGCAUUAAUAUGAUAAUGUGCUGUAUUCCCUUAUUGUUUUUCAAAGUUAUGAGCUGUUGCCAGAAAUGGGUCUGAGAGGGUUUUGGUUAUCAUCACUGUCAUAAUGUCUCACAACAUAAUUGUGCUUGUCAGUUUUGAUUUGGUUUGAAUCACGCGGCCCAAGUACCUUGCAAAAAGAGGCGUUGCUGUAUGGAUGGUGUGAAUGCAAUGACACUUAAACAGCAUCAGAAGCAAUAACAAUAUAUUUCUGUAAUGGCUGAAAUAUUUAAUUCCCACAAGUCAUUUAUGUCAAAUGAACUGCAGUUGUUUUUAGCUCAGCAUUGUUAUUCCUCUGGUGUUUCUUUAAUAAACAGCAAUGAGCUUGAGCGGCUGCUGGUGGGGUUUCUUAAUUUUCUCACUUGAUUUAUUCUUCUGUCCCACGGCUGCACUUUAAGAUGCAACAGAGUGAACUAAUAAAACAUUGUCAUCUAGUCUGGUCUGUGUAUGUGCGCAGGUUAUGUUUCCAUCAAAAAACAUUGCUGCAAUUCCACACAAAUUCUUCUCAUAUUACAUAUUUCCAGACUGCAGCUCUGCUAUGUGAGACAUUAUUAAA
Messenger RNA from Anoplopoma fimbria (sablefish), 4338 nucleotides. It is a transcript of the gene nhlrc2, whose product is annotated as NHL repeat containing 2. Bases 40 to 2199 code for a protein of 719 amino acids. Lineage: Eukaryota; Metazoa; Chordata; Actinopteri; Perciformes; Anoplopomatidae. The transcript is spliced from 12 exons. The record is from RefSeq and is a predicted model, not a curated record. Gene Ontology annotation, molecular function: protein binding.